Molecule: messenger RNA, 516 nt
Organism: Seminavis robusta
Lineage: Eukaryota; Bacillariophyta; Bacillariophyceae; Naviculales; Naviculaceae
Source: the annotation of a GenBank genome assembly
GAUCGGGCUCCGCCUUCUUCAAUCAGCAGCAACAAGGCUCGCCAUGACAGUGACGGCAACCACGACAAGAAGCCGCCCGCCAAAAAGACCACAAAAAAAUCCUCCAAGAAGCAAGCUCCUCGUGCUUCCUUCCCCUCCACUUCUGACGAUGCUCCUGUCACCCCUGUUGCACCGGAUGAUGUUGGAAACGAGCCCGCUCAUUCCGAAGAGAAGAAGGCCAAGGAGGUCGAUCCGUCAGGUGGCGAGGAACAAAACGACAUGACUGAAACUGACAAAGCAUUCUUCAGAAGCAUGGCCAUUUAUGGCGAAGAAGAGGCUCGCAACUUGACCAGGCGCAUGUAUCCUGAAGCCAUUAGCAUUGUCAUGAGACACCAUCACUACAUUGAUCCCGCUGGAGCAUACUCCAAUGAUUUGAAUCCACAACGCCUCACUGGCAACCUCUACUAUAAGAGCAUGAAAUUAAACAGCCGCGAUCGUGAAGUAUUGACCCCCUUCUUUUCCAAUGACGUGCCGUGA